Pygocentrus nattereri (red-bellied piranha) is the source of this 1927-nucleotide messenger RNA. RefSeq lists its product as uncharacterized. NCBI's taxonomy places the organism in Eukaryota, Metazoa, Chordata, Actinopteri, Characiformes, Serrasalmidae. The record is from RefSeq and is a predicted model, not a curated record. Bases 179 to 931 code for a protein of 250 amino acids. The transcript is spliced from 5 exons.
CUGCCGGAGAAGCAGCACUUGUUGAAUGAGCUCUCUGUCAGUCGGCGGCUGUUUGGCGGCGCAGGAACACGAAGAGCACGUCCAUCCUUAAAGAACAUGAACUGAGGGUCUGCUGGGCAAACUCGCAGCUUUACAACGAUUCAUCACCACCGCUACGGCGACAGGACAAGUGUUUUUGAUGUCUGCACGGAGACUGUCACUUUGGCCAUGUUUGCACGCUGCCCUGAGCUAUGGGAUCUUCUUCCUGACGACACUGCCAGACAUUACCGCAGGUCAAAACUGCUCUCACCCGAUUAUGCCAGAGCACGGCGGCUUCUCCUGCAGGCCUUCGCCGUGCAGAGGGUUCCCUUCAAGGAGCUACAUCUACUACUUCUGUGAGCCGGGCUACGUCCUGCAAAAAGGCCACCGCUCCAGGUGCCACAAAGGGCGCUGGAACCCCAGUGUGCCUGUAUGUAUGCCUAACUCAGGGCAUGCUAAAAAUGAAGACAGAGUGACCAAUUCCAUUCCAAGUGUGGCUACGACUGCCGUUGGAGUGUCCAUAUUCCUUCUUACCACCACGGCCUGCAUGGUUGUCAAGUCCCGUCUGUACCCCUGUCAGUCCCAAAGUAGGCGUUCCUCUGACCAGUUGGACUUGGUGGUGGACGGUUUGCCUGUGUCUCUGCCAACCUAUGAAGAGGCCGUAUAUGGCAGUUGGGGACAGCGCCUACCCCCCUUACGGGGACCCACUCAGCUCUUGCUGGCCUCGUCCGAUCACAGCCCCUUAUCAUCCCUCAUUCAGCCGGAGUCCAGUCAGCGUGCAGAUGCGUCCAGUCGGAGCACCGAGGCGCUGCCACCACCUUACGAGGAGGUGCUCCUGCGGGCUGCGGAUGAAGGCAACGAGGGGGAAGCGAGGGCUUCGCACAUUGCACUUUCUGUGGAAAAGGACAACUAACUGACGGGCGUGUCAGCUCACCAUCAGCCUACUGAUUGUCAGUCCCCUUGCACUAGAAUGCCAGUGGUUUGUGCCUAUCAGCCUAGGUUCACCCUCAGCUUCAAAAGAUUUUUGAGUAAUCAAAGUUUGUAACUUUCUCUUGAUCUUAAUGAAAUCGUGGAACUGAGAGGGUGAAGAUAUUUAGCAAAAUAGUGAGUGUUUGCAUGGUGGCUGUUUUUAUUUAUAUAUUAUUAUUAUUAUUAUUUUUUUUUUUUGGUGCAAGUGAUGUGCACAGCGAUGUUGAUUGUGUCAAUGUUUUCAGUAGAGCUGAAGACGUAUAUUGUUGACCUCAGUGAGGACACUUGACCACAGUGGUCUUAUGGACUUAUUUAAUAACAGGAAUUAUAUUAGGGGACUACGACUUUCUGCUGUAUGACUGCAAAUGUAGCUGUAAGUGAUCAUUAUUCUACAGCUAACACUGGAAUUUUAAAUCCAUGAAUGCUUGAGACCCCAUAGCGCGGGUGCGGAUUUGUGAUCACUUGGCACGUUUCUGUCCCAACAGGCCUGCAAGAAGCUUUUACUUUGCACCAAACCUUUACACCACUCCUUUAGAUCUCUCUUUCAAGCCCUUCACUCGUAUUGUUUCAGGUUUGCAGAAACAUUUAAGGCUUUCUUUUAACAGGUGGAAUAUUGUAUAUAGUAUAUAGUUAUAUAAACUCAUGCCUUCUGCCCAAAUCCUUUAUAUCUGUUCCUUGAUGCUGGUUAAUAGGAGGAAGGAGUGAGCGUAAACUUGAAGCACAUUUGCUGUUAAGGACAUUCUGAUUUGUCCCUUUUCUCUUUAACUGAAAACAUUAAACUAUAAUAUAUAGAUAUAAUCUAUGAUAUGUUGCUAUUAAAUUUACAUUUUUAAAUUGUAUAACAUUUCCCAAGAUAUAUAUAUCUAUACACAAAUCUAAAAAGUAUUAAUGGUAAAACUGCUAAACCUUUUUGAACGUUAUUAAAGCUGUAAUUUUUAAA